Messenger RNA from Periconia digitata, 1158 nucleotides. NCBI's taxonomy places the organism in Eukaryota, Fungi, Ascomycota, Dothideomycetes, Pleosporales, Periconiaceae. The record is from the annotation of a GenBank genome assembly.
GGAUGCAGAUUGCACCUCGUACAUGGAUCCGACCAUACAGGUACCGACCAGAGAGGCACAAAAUGCGGCUCCGAGCUGCGUCCGGAAAGACUUACCUUGUCAGGAGCGAGCUUCGAGAAGUGGGGCAGCCGUAGAGGGGAAAAGCACCCCGCAAUAACAUCAUCAACGUCACAGACAGAUGAGCUUCACACAAAACCGUAGAACACUGCUGCGACUUUUCCGAUCUCAUUCUCGCGCUUUUACGUCCUACACCAUUCGACCUCCAUCGCGUCUCUUCACAGCCAUGUCUUUCGAAACCACUGCUACCAUUGCCUCCUUUGGAGGCAAGCUGCUGAAGCUCAAGCACAAAUCAUCGAGCACAAACACUGAUAUGGCACUCAACCUUUAUCUCCCACCUCAAGCUGCCAACUCGAGCUCCAAAGUCCCAGUGCUGUUCUACCUCUCCGGCUUGACAUGUACCGGCGACAAUUGCUCAGAGAAAGGCUUCUUCCAGCACGGCGCCAGCGAGAAAGGCAUUGCAGUCGUAUAUCCAGACACCAGCCCAAGGGGACUGCAAAUACAAGGCGAAGACGAUGCAUACGACUUCGGUUCUGGUGCCGGGUUCUACGUCGACGCAACGAAGGAACCGUGGACAAAAGGCUAUAACAUGUAUACGUACAUCACGAAAGAGCUUCCUGAGGCCUUGUUCUCAUCCUUCAAAGAGCUGGAUGGCAGUCGCGUCAGCAUCACAGGUCACAGCAUGGGCGGCCAUGGAGCUCUUACACUUUUCCUCAAGAAUCCCGGAAUGUACAAGUCCGUAUCCGCAUUUGCGCCCAUCGCCAACCCAAUUAACUGCCCAUGGGGACAGAAAGCGUUCAAGGGAUACUUUGGCGAAGACCAACAAGAGCAAUGGAAGCAACACGAUGCUACGGAGCUCGUAAAGCAAUGGAAAGGCCCACUUGAGAUUCUCAUCGAUGUGGGUACUGGCGACAAUUUCUACAAACAAAAGCAACUGUUGCCCGAGAAUCUGAUUGCUGCGGCAAAGGAAGCUGGAAACGAUAAGGGCAUCAAUCUCCGCUUCCAGCCGGAUUAUGAUCACAGCUACUAUUUCAUGGCUAGCUUUGCAGAUGAGCAUGUUGCGUAUGCAGCGAAGCACUUGGGCGUAUAGUAAGUGAUUGU